UAUUCUGCUGUAUCCUCUCCACCACCACCUCGGUCUGGGAUUGUAUAUUUCUACUUCCUCGCAACGACGACGCAAUGUCGAUCCUGGGGGAACCCUGGACAAAAACUCCGGAGGAGAUCUUCCAGCACUUCUCCGUUGACUCAACACGUGGACUUACCUCCGACCUCGCUGCAAAACAUGCUGAGCUGUAUGGAAAGAAUGAACUGCCGGAAGACCCGCCGACUCCACUGUGGGAACUCAUCCUCGAGCAGUUCAAGGACCAGCUAGUCCUCAUACUACUCGCUUCUGCGGUCAUAUCCUUCGUGCUUGCACUGUUGGAAGACAACUCAGGUGCAAGUUGGUGGAGCGCAUUUGUAGAGCCCUUGGUCAUUCUCCUCAUUCUGGUCGCGAAUGCUGCUGUCGGUGUCAUUCAAGAAACUAGCGCGGAGAAGGCAAUAGACGCUUUGAAGGAAUACUCCCCAGACGAGGCCAAAGUUCUGCGCAAUGGCCAAAUCGCUCGUAUUCACGCUUCAGAACUGGUCCCUGGAGAUAUUAUUACUGUCUCGGUAGGAGACAAGAUCCCAGCCGACUGCAGGAUCGUUUCCGUCUCGUCGAGCAGCUUCCGAAUUGACCAAGCUAUCCUCACCGGCGAGAGUAUCAGUGUGCACAAGUCCGUCAACGUCGUACAAGACUUGAAGGCGGUUAAGCAGGAUAUGACGAACAUGCUCUUCUCUGGAACUAGCGUUGUCAACGGUAGUGCGCGCGCGAUUGUGAUCUUCACUGGUGAACGCACCGCCAUUGGUGAUAUUCACAAGUCCAUUACCUCCCAAAUCAGCGAGAAGACUCCACUCAAGCGGAAGCUCGACGACUUUGGUGACAUGCUCGCUAAGGUCAUCACCGUCAUCUGUGUCUUAGUCUGGCUUGUCAACAUUCGACACUUCUGGGACCCUGCGCAUCACGGAGCCCUCAAGGGCGCUAUAUACUACUUCAAGAUUGCCGUUGCGCUCGCUGUUGCUGCCAUUCCCGAGGGUCUGGCCGCAGUCAUCACUGCAUGUUUGGCUUUGGGUACGAAGAAGAUGGCGCAGAAGAACGCGAUUGUCAGGAACCUCCCGAGUGUAGAGACCCUGGGUUGCACCAACGUGAUCUGCUCGGACAAGACUGGAACGCUCACUACCAACCAGAUGAGCGUUUCGAAGUUCUUCACCGUCGACCCUUCUGGUGUCCCCAAGGAGUACCUUGUUGAAGGCACCACCUUCUCGCCUAUUGGGUCGGUCAGGUCUGCUGAUGGCAAAGACGCCUCUGCUGAACUUCGUUCAGAGCCGCUCUUGCGCUUGGCUGAGAUUAGCUCUAUCUGCAACGACUCUCGUAUCGUGUAUCAUGCGGAUAAGGGCAUGUAUUCUAAUGUUGGCGAACCGACGGAGGCGGCUCUCAAAGUCCUUGCGGAGAAGCUCCCAUGUCCUGAUCCUGAACUUGCCAAGACGUUAUCUACUCUUGCCCCGGCCGUCCGUGCCAAUGCCGUCAACGAGCAUUACGAACGUACACUCCCAAGACUGAUGACCUUUGAAUUUUCUCGUGACCGCAAGAUGAUGUCUGUUCUCAUCCGCCGUAACGGUAUCGGAGCUUUGUUUGCUAAGGGUGCCCCCGAGUCUGUCCUCGAACGCUGCAACUCUGUCUUGGUCGAUGGUUCUACCAUCCCGCUCUCCGCGGAGCUCCGCUCGGCUCUCCUUCAAAAAACUCUGGCAUACGGUUCGCAAGGCCUUCGCACGCUCGCAUUGGCGUACUCCGAACAGGCCGACGUCGACCCAUCGCACUACCAGACGGAGAGUACGGCAGACUACGCGCGCUUUGAGCGCGACUUGACUUUCGUGUCGCUGGUCGGUAUGCUCGACCCACCGCGCCCUGAGGUGCGCGAGGCAGUUGCGAACUGCAGGGCUGCUGGCAUCCGCGUUAUCUGCAUCACGGGCGACAACAAGCGCACGGCGGAGACGAUCUGCAGGCAAAUUGGCAUCUUUGGUGAUAACGAGGACCUGGAGGGCAAGAGCUACACCGGACGUGAACUCGAUGCACUCAGCCAAGAAGAGAAGCUUCAGGCAGUUAUGCGCGCAAGCUUGUUCAGUCGCACUGAGCCUGGACACAAGAGUCAGCUCGUUGAUCUACUGCAAAGCCAAGGAUUAGUUGUCGCUAUGACUGGUGACGGCGUCAAUGAUGCACCUGCGCUCAAGAAGGCUGAUAUCGGUGUUGCGAUGGGCAGUGGAACUGACGUCGCAAAGCUCGCGGCGGACAUGGUCCUCGCCGACUCCAACUUUGCAACUAUCGAGCAGGCUGUUGAGGAAGGGCGUCUGAUUUACAACAACACAAAGCAGUUCAUUCGCUACCUCAUCUCCUCGAACAUCGGUGAAGUAGUCAGUAUCUUCUUGACGGUCCUCUUGGGCAUGCCCGAGGCUCUCAUCCCGGUGCAACUUCUUUGGGUCAACCUCGUCACGGAUUCGCUCCCUGCGACUGCCCUCGGUUUCAACCCACCGGACCACAGCAUCAUGCGUACGCCGCCCCGUAACAGUCGUGAGCCCCUCGUCGGCAAGUGGCUUUUCUUCCGAUACAUGGUGAUCGGCACGUAUGUCGGCGUUGCGACAGUCGCUGGCUAUGCUUGGUGGUUCAUCUACUAUGAGGGCGGCCCGCAGAUUACUUUCUGGCAGCUGACGCACUUCCACCAGUGCAACCAGCUGUUCCCCAGUGUUGGGUGCGAGAUGUUCACGAACGUCAUGGCACAUCGCGCAACAACAAUGAGUCUCUCCAUCCUGGUGACCAUCGAGAUGUUCAACGCGAUGAAUUCACUCUCUGAGAACGAGAGCUUGCUCCGGCUGCCGGUGUGGAAAAACCCGUUCCUGGUUGGCGCCGUCGCGUUGAGUAUGGCGCUCCACUUUGCUAUUCUUUACAUCCCGUUCUUCACGACACUCUUUGCGAUCACUCCGCUCAACUGGACGGAAUGGAAGGCUGUAUUGUACUUCAGCGUGCCUGUCAUCUUAAUCGACGAGGUGCUGAAAUUUGUUACUGCGACUUUUGUUGCACCGCCGUCUAAAAUCAAGGUCGACUGAAGUAGAGACACUUGUUAGAGUGUAGUAGUUAGAUAGCUCGGGGAUGUAUCA
Messenger RNA from Phanerochaete carnosa HHB-10118-sp, 3122 nucleotides. RefSeq lists its product as uncharacterized. The coding region runs from base 75 to 3071 and encodes 998 amino acids. Gene Ontology annotation, cellular component: membrane. The record is from RefSeq and is a predicted model, not a curated record. Gene Ontology annotation, molecular function: P-type calcium transporter activity; ATP binding; ATP hydrolysis activity. Gene Ontology annotation, biological process: calcium ion transmembrane transport; intracellular calcium ion homeostasis. Lineage: Eukaryota; Fungi; Basidiomycota; Agaricomycetes; Polyporales; Phanerochaetaceae. The transcript has 11 exons.